Plasmodium relictum is the source of this 666-nucleotide messenger RNA. RefSeq names its product ribosome biogenesis protein MRT4, putative. The transcript has 3 exons. Lineage: Eukaryota; Apicomplexa; Aconoidasida; Haemosporida; Plasmodiidae. Gene Ontology annotation, biological process: ribosomal large subunit biogenesis; nuclear-transcribed mRNA catabolic process; rRNA processing. Gene Ontology annotation, cellular component: preribosome, large subunit precursor; nucleolus. The record is from RefSeq and is a predicted model, not a curated record. The coding region runs from base 1 to 666 and encodes 221 amino acids. Gene Ontology annotation, molecular function: RNA binding.
AUGCCAAAAUCAAAGAGAAACGUAACAAUAUCACUGACAAAAGUAAAGAAGAAAUUAAAUAAAAAAGAAAAGAAAGAUUUAAAACUUACAGAAAUAAAAAAGAAUAUUGAAAUUCCAAACAUUUACAUAUAUGUUUUAGAUAUUAGAACAUAUUCAAACAACAACCUGAAAAAAGUAAUAGAACAUUUCAAGCCCAAUGGAAAAAUUUUCUUUGGGAAAAAUAAAUUAAUGAGGUUAGCUCUUGGUAUCAAUCAAGAAAAUGAAGCAAAACCAAAUAUUCAUAAAAUAUCUGAGUUACUAGUAGGAAAUAGGAUGCUUUUAAUAACUAAAGAUGCACCUUUAAAAGUCAUAAAGUUUUUUAAUGAGUUUCAACCAGAAGAAUACAUAAAACACGGAAAUAUUUCUUCUCAAGAUGUUACACUAAAAUGUGGUGAGGUACUAAAUGUUCCUGUAUCUAUGCAAAAAGAUUUACAAAAAAGAAAAUUAAAUUUUGAUAUAAUUGAUCAGAAAAUUAUUUUAAAAGAAAACAAAAUAUUAGCAGAAAAAAAUAAAAUUAUAAGUAUAGAAAAUGCUAAAAUAUUAAGAAUGUUAAAUAUGAAAAUAGCAAAGUUUGAUAUUACUGUGUUAGGGUAUUGGCACCCAAACAAUUUUGUUUCAUUAAUGUAA